This is a messenger RNA of Acanthoscelides obtectus, 650 nucleotides long. The record is from the annotation of a GenBank genome assembly. Lineage: Eukaryota; Metazoa; Arthropoda; Insecta; Coleoptera; Chrysomelidae.
UACCUGCUAAGCAGGUAUGGGCUGUAGCUGGGGACAACGCCGAACUACCAUGUGAUAUCACACCCGCAUUGCCUGGAGACAACGUUACCAUGCUUUUCUGGUACAAAGAUGGAAUGGGCAUGCCGUUGUAUAGCUUGGAUGCAAGAUUCGGCCCAGUCGGCAAAGCUACCCAUUUUGCAAACACCGAUAAUCUGGGUACCAGAACCCAUUUCAUAACAGAAGACGAACCGUCGAAGGCCAGACUCAGAAUCGAAAGGGUAACAGAGCAAGACCAAGGGGUUUUUCGCUGUCGAGUGGACUUCGUCAACUCACCUACUAGGAACUUUAGGGUCAACUUGACGUUAGUAGUCCAGCCUUCUGCGCCUAAAAUCUUCGAUGCAGAAGGUAAGGAGGUGCGGAUCAACGCGCCAGCCGGGCCAUUUUUGGAAGGCCGAGAGUUGUCAUCCAAAGCCAUCUGUGACUUGGUGGAACAAUGGAACGAUGCUAGAUGGGGUAAUAGAUUCAGACAAGUCAUCCUACAUCACAGUGAAUCAGCUAGAGAUUAGAAGUACACCAAGGAACUUCAAGAGUGCGCAUCUUGACUGCAGAGCAUCGUCUUCAGAGUUAGCUGGAUUUGUGUCCAGGGUCGUGCCAUUGAUUGUUUACCGUAA